AUGGCGACACUCAAACAAAGCAACAUCCUCCUCCUCCUCACGAGUCUACUCUCCCUCCUCCACCUCGCGACAUCACAAAGGACCCCCAACGAAAAUCUCGUCCUCGCUGACUGCGGUAUCGGCCUCGGCGUCAACGGCGGCUCCACCUCCCGCGAGAUGAUCUACUACCCCGGCGACGUCUGGACAGGCAACGGCGACGACACCAACAGACCGACAAUGAUGGUCAACGUCCCCUGGUCCGGUUCAUAUCCCUGGGGCCAAAAGGGCGGCGUGUCCGCACGCUUGCCCAACGGCGACGUAUUUACCGUGCACAUUAAUCCGAGCAUCAAGGACCCUAUUGCUGCGGGCGACGCAUGGCAUAUGUACGAGAUGAAUUUGCCACUCAAGUGCUAUAGCUAUCAUAAGGAUAAGGUUUAUAAGCUUGAUGAUGGCAAGUGGUGCUCGAGUGCCUAUGGGGGAUUUGAUAAGUAUUGUUACUUGUGGAACAAGGUGUUGAAGCGUUAUAAAUGGGGCUUGGAGCGUCGGGUGAACGUGGAGGGGAAUCUACCUUAG
Messenger RNA from Aspergillus terreus NIH2624, 552 nucleotides. RefSeq lists its product as uncharacterized. NCBI's taxonomy places the organism in Eukaryota, Fungi, Ascomycota, Eurotiomycetes, Eurotiales, Aspergillaceae. The transcript has 3 exons. Bases 1 to 552 code for a protein of 183 amino acids. The record is from RefSeq and is a predicted model, not a curated record.